This is a messenger RNA of Scutellospora calospora, 1288 nucleotides long. The record is from the annotation of a GenBank genome assembly. NCBI's taxonomy places the organism in Eukaryota, Fungi, Glomeromycota, Glomeromycetes, Diversisporales, Gigasporaceae.
AAGAGAUCUGAUUGGUGCAUAUGCGCUGAUCUUUCAUGGUCCUGCUGGGGUAGCUGGCUUAACCACGGAUGUCACACUACCAGACAAGGAGAAAUCCGCCAGAAAAGAUGUAAUUCAAUUGAAGUAUUAUAGAUCUCUUUUAAUUGAACAUUCUGAUGAAACUCUUUCAUUGAAUGAGCUAAUUAGAUCUCAAAAAAGAUUUUUUCGACUUCCUAGCAUUUAUUAUAAUGAAAAGAACUUUAUUGUUACUCCUGAACUUCGUAUUACUGAAGAAAAUGUUAAACUAACACUUCAAAAUUUAAAAGUAUUAGCUAUGCAAGAUGCCUUUAUCAAUAAAUCGAUUAGUACAAAUUUAAUCGUCAAUUGGUGUUUGUCAGUCACUGAAGAAUUGAUAGAAAAUGUUCGUAAAGUUAUAGAUUAUGUUAAUUUUAGUAAUGCUGAACCUCUUAUCUGUUAUUUACUGCUUAAAACAAGACGUACAAUUAAAUCAACUCCACCUAUUGAACAAAAAGAUGUUGAUCCUACUAAUUUACAAGAAAUUUCAGAAUCAUCUCAUUUAGCAAAAGUAAACAAGCCUUCACCACUCUGUACGCUUCCACCAGAAACUUUCUUGCAGAUUUGUAAAAGUUUAUCACCAGCUGAUUUACUUUCUCUUUCGAGAACUUGUAAAUUAUUUUAUAAUGAUCUUUAUUGUGAAGAUUCUUUAGCAAUUCAAGAAAUUUGGCGUCAAUCUCGUUAUUCUUUUAUGCCUUAUCGUAAACUUGUUCCACCUGAAGGAAUGAGUGAAAGACAAUAUGUCAGAUUUUUAUUAGAGAAUAAAUGUCACUUUUGUGGUCGUAAAAGGAAAUCUACUAAAGUUUAUUGGGAGCGUAGAGUUCGAUGUUGUGCGGGAUGCUUGGAAACUCGUAUGGUAUUACAUUGUAGAUGGGAUAUGAAUGGUACAAGAAUUUAUUGGAAAGAUCAAGUUAUUGAAAAAAUCAAAGAGAUUGAAUCAUUAUCUCAAACUGAUCGAUUAAAAUGGGGAGAACAACAAUAUAAAAAAUAUAAACAAAGUGAAAGAGAACUUAAUAGGCGUAAUAUAGAAGAUCAAAGUGCAAGACGACAACAAAGAUAUGAAAGAAAAAAAGCCUACAAGUAUAAUCGACCUUUCACUGAAAGAUCAUGGAAAAUUCUCAAGCAAAAACUGGUUCGAGAAUACUAUGAAUUAUUGGAUGCAGAAGAGAGCGAAACGGAUUUUGAUAUUAUUUAUAGUGAGGAUAACAGUGAUAUCUUUGAAGACAAAAACUAA